Messenger RNA from Gasterosteus aculeatus aculeatus (three-spined stickleback), 886 nucleotides. RefSeq names its product mitochondrial ribosomal protein L48 (gene mrpl48). Gene Ontology annotation, cellular component: mitochondrial ribosome. The record is from RefSeq and is a predicted model, not a curated record. Lineage: Eukaryota; Metazoa; Chordata; Actinopteri; Perciformes; Gasterosteidae.
ACCGGUUUCCUGUGAAUACUUCCGGGCUCGGCAGCAGCAGCAGUCAGCGUGCUUGUGUUUAUACCGUUUUAAUGGUAGUUGGAUGUAAGCGGACUCACCGACUCGCACCGCAGCAGCCGCGCGCGCUUCCCGCCAAAGAAGCGCAGCCAUGAACGCCGUCUUUCGCCAGGUCACGCGCCAGGCCUUCGUGUUGCAGCGAGCGCUCGCGUCAUGCCGGGCCACGCCAUCACUGCAGCAUCCGGCUUGUGCGUCUGUAAACGAAAGACAAUACAGAACGAUGCCAACGCACGGGAUUGGGAGGUGGAGACAUCUUUUACCGAAGGAAGCGCCCAAGAAAAAGAAAGACAAGCUCCAGAUGAAGGAGAUCCUGGCCGAGACGGACACGGCGUACGGCAGCCUCAACGUGACGGUGUCGGGUUACGACAUGACGCUGGUGGAGCACUACUCGCAGUACAUCCACAACCUCUGCAACCGGCUCGGCAUCAAAGUGGCCGAUAGUUACAUUCUGCCGACCAAGACCACGGAGGUGAUGCUGAUGCAGGAGCAAGGCACCAAGAUGUUCGUCGACGCCGUCCUGAAGACCCACGAGCGCGUCGUCCAGCUGAGCAGCCUGGAGGCCGCGGCGUGCCCCGUCCUCCUCGACGUGCUGCUGCAGAAUCAACCGGAGGGCGUUGAGCUCUCUGUGAGCGAGCACACCGAAGCCCAUUUCCAGGCGCGGUUCAAAGGUCGUCCAGAGCUGGAGGGGCUCAUCGCUCAGUUGACUUAUUGAGGAUCCCCCUUGUUUAUUUAUUUAUUCAGUUAACGGAAUGCAUCGGCAUGAAAAUAAGCUGUAUACAUUAAUGUUUUACAUUAUUUUGUGAAAAUAAAAACCUGCUUAUUUUCCUGA